Messenger RNA from Aplysia californica (California sea hare), 4444 nucleotides. RefSeq names its product filamin-C. Gene Ontology annotation, biological process: actin cytoskeleton organization. Gene Ontology annotation, molecular function: actin filament binding. The record is from RefSeq and is a predicted model, not a curated record. NCBI's taxonomy places the organism in Eukaryota, Metazoa, Mollusca, Gastropoda, Aplysiida, Aplysiidae.
GAAUUGCCAGUCCGCGAUGAAACUGGCUCGCCAACACUUCAACAUUCCCCUGGUGCUACGACCAGAAGAUCUCGCCAGUUCUCAGCUGGACGAGAAGUCGGCAAUUACGUACUUGUCCUACUUCAUCCGGGUGGGCGGGCCCGGAUAUGACGCGACUCUGCAGAGAGUGACGUCCCGAACGCAGCCCAAAAGUGUGACCAACUUUACGCUUUGAAGGCCGGCAAGCAGCUGGGCGUGGACCCCUUGUUGAACGCUAAGGAGAUCACCGAGGAGACCACGGAGCAUCUUGGCAUGAUGGCGUACAGCUCGCAGUACCUGCGCCACCCCAACCUCAUCCCCUACAACAGCAACGACCACGGGUACCUGGACGUGAACGGACACCCCCACCACCACCACCUCAGCGUCAGCAACAACCGCAUCAAUAUGCAGCCGGACAAUGUUACGUACGUGAAGAACUCGGAGGUGACUUACGUCAAGCAACCGCAGAUGACCUACGUCAAAGACCCGGAUGUCACUUAUGUGAAGCAGUCGCAGAUUGCGUACCUCAAGCAGCCUGAAAUGACUUACGUCAAACAGCCUGAAAUGACUUAUGUCAAGGAACCGGAGGUGACCUACGUCAAACAACCGUUGCCAACCAGAGAGAAUGUGAUUUACGUGAGGCAGCCGAUAGGGCUCACCACCGUUUACAACAAAAACAACAACGACGACAAUAACAAUGUCAACAACAACAACAAUGUUAACCUGGACGACACCGCAUCCACCAUUACGUCACUGGCCUCCAACGCCGCGCCCACUUUUCACCUGGUGCGCAAGUCUUCCAUCCACGCCCCCCGCAUCGAAGCUCCGCCCGUUGACCAGCUCAAGGUGGACAUCUAUAGCGUGGGGGUCAUCAUGGAGAGUAAGAUGACCGGAGCCUUUGACCCCGAAAAGCUUAAGGUCGAGGCCGUGGCCCCUAGCGGAAGGGUCAUCAAGAUUUCCGGAGAUGGCCAGUAUGCCGCUCAGUUCAACGCGGAUGAAAUUGGAAGAUGGAAGGUGUCCAUGUACUACGACGGAAGGUUCAUGGACGGGUGUCCCAUCGACGUGUGUGACCCCUCACAGGUCAAGGUCAAGGAGCUACAGGGUGGCCAUGUUGGCAAGAACAAUAUCUUUUUCGAGGCGGACUUUCACACCUUUGACCCCGAGGAACGACAGAGGAAGGCAGUGUUCUAUACUCGGGUGGAGCCCAGGGAGGGCUACAUUGAGGUCAAGGCUUCUUGUGACUGGGAGAUCGACUACAUCACCGGCGGCCCGUUCAUCUGUCACGUGACUGACGUCACAGACAUCGCUGUCUACGGCAUGGACGACGGGACGGUCUGCGCGCACCCGGAGCUUAUAGCCGACUGUAGCCGUGUGGGUGACGGUCGUAUUGACGCUGAGGUGACGCACAACGGCCUGCGGUACCCGUGCAAGGUCAGGAAGGACCGGCCCAUGGUCUACAGGGUCAGUUUCCGACCGAGGGGGCCUGGCACAUACAAGGUCUGGAUCAACUACGACAGCCAGCCGGUCAAAGGUUCACCAUUCAUACAAGAGAUCGAGGAACUGGAGAAGCCUAGUGCCCACGGAGACGGCCUGUACAGAGGAGUUCCGGGAAAACCCGCAACCUUCACCAUCGACCCGCGGGGAUUCCCCGGCCAAGUGUCCGUGGCCGUCAAUGGCAGCCCCUACCGACCACUCAUAGUGGACCCAGUGAACGUGCGUGUAUCGGGCGGCUGGCGGCCGUACCUGGACGAGAAGGGAGUGAUUCCUCUCAGGGUGAAUAAAGAGAAACAUCUACCCUUUGAUGUGUCUGAGGCUGGGCCAGGCGAGCUCACCUCCGAGGUCCAAGGUCCUAACGGAAAGAUACCAGUGGCCAUUGACGCGAGGAACGACGGGAAACAUUCGGUCAUCUUCACUCCAAGAGAGGAAGGCAAACAUUACAUCCACGUGAACUGGGGCGGCUACCCGCUGUCCAACUCUCCGUACCUGGGAUAUGCUACACACGAGCCAGAGCUGGACCCCAACGAAACCAACGUGCGCCUUGUACCGAUUCACCUGCACCCCUUCCAGGAAAGAGCCCCGACGAGUCCCAGAAGCUCCCUGGUUGACGGGCCUGUGGGCAGUGGGCGAGGAAACGAACCAGACAUCAUCUACAAACCAGUGGAAGCCCCCUACCGGCCACCGGAGGGUAUCAUGUACGGGCCAACAGAGGUCAUCUAUAAACCCCAGCAACACCCGCACAGGGUCCAGGUGCUGCCCGUGUAUACAGACGCCAGGGAUUCCCCGUCCCCCAACACUCUCUCUCCGCGGUCUUCCAAGUCUUCCCACGGACCUUCACCCGUGCCUGCCUCACCCCCGCACGGACCUCAGAAGGUUCCCCGUUCAAAGUGGACGUGCGUGAACCAGCCAAGCCCCACAAAGUGACAGCCUCGGGCAACCCGACCAACGCCAUCAUGGGCAAAGACCUGGAGAUGAAGAUUGACCCCAGACAUGCUGGCCCAGGGAGCCCGUAUGCCAUCGACAUCAAGGAGAGCCAGAUCAAGGGCGAGGUCAAGGUGUGGGGGCCGGGUGUGGAGAAUGGAAUCCUGCCUGGCUUCCAGAGUACCUUCUGGGUAGAGACGACAGGCGCCGGCUCUGGGGACCUCAGGGUUCGAAUCAUGGGGCCUAAAGGUGCUUUCCACGUCAAAAUGCGCAAGGCCAGCCAGAAAGACAAGAUCUUCCAGUGUUUCUACGACCCCGUGGAGCCUGGCAUCUACACGGUGAACGUACAGUGGUCGGGGGUGCACGUGGAGGGGAGCCCCUUCACCGUUCUCUUGGCCUACAACGAACGGGAACUGGCGCAAAUGCAGGACGAGCUCAACGACAACGGAAGUACUAUCAACGGAAGUACGGACAUCGGAAGUGACCUUAGAGUGAAGACUCAGAGGAGACGGGCGUCGAAGCUUAGUUCGCGAAAGAGCGAUGAUAUAAAAGAUAUUUUGUACUGAUGAGUGGAUGAACCUUAUUUUGGAAUGCAAUAAUGGAAAGUAAAAGUCUGCGUAUUAUGAAUCUUUAGAAAAUUAGCUUUGGUUUUUCAAAAGGGAUGCAUAUAUGUUCUACUUAAGUAAGACAUCUAUAGGCCCACAGCUAAACUGCCAAAGUUACUUUUUUAAAAUUACUUUUAAGUUACAUUUAAUCUACGGGCUGUUCAUACUGUUCCGUAAUACUGUGUGUUGAGACAGUAGGUGAGUGUCCUGCGUAUUGUAAUAAGCUAGAAAACGAUAGAGUGAACGUUGUUUUUGUUAUGGGCAUAUCAAGUACGUCAAUUAAUCUCUCUCAGUAAACUUUCACUUGUAGGCUUGCUUCUCUAAAUGAAAGGUGUUUGUAACUUUUCACACAAAUACACAAAGGGUUAACGUUACUAUAUUUCUGAAUAAUCACUUUUAAAUAUAAUAUUAUUAUUGUAGAUACUAUAUUGUGUUGAAUAUUGCCCUGUUACAAAAGUUUAAUAUUAGCAAGAUUUUGCUUAGUUCUACUUAAUCAUGCUAAUAUGACAUUAUAGCAGUUGUACUUAUUAGAGGAAGUAUUAGAAAACAGUGCUCAGAGCUGUAUAAUAUAAGACUCUUUCUAUUUUAAGCUCGUGGAUGCACGUAAUGUAAGACAUGACGUAAUCAGGGUGGAAGGUUUUCUGUCGGUUGUCAGUAAAAAGAGCAACAACGGUACACAUUCACUGCUUACUUUUGGAAAGACUGAAGCGACAACGUUGACGCUAAAAGAGUGUUCAUGACUGCGGAAGGAAAUAAGAGUGAGUUUGCAAUGUAUUAUUUGACUUCAUUCCGUUUCAGUGAGAUUCUUGGCAAUGUGUGUUUGGUUUUUAGAAGUGUAUAGUACUGCUCUGUCAUUAUCACUGUUUACAAUUCAUUUCUUUUCAUGUUUUCUUUGACUCUCGUGGAGACUAUUUCAUAGUCCAUAAUGAGGAAAUCUUAUUGAAGGAACUCCUGAGGAUAAUCAUUCUCAGAGAAGUUCAUUUUUCACAAAGCUAAGCAGCCUACGUAAUAUUUUCAUCGAGAAGACACUAGGGUCUGUCAUAUUGUGAGAAUUCAAUACUUUGUAAUGGAGAAUAAUCAUUGUGUUAUCAACUCUGGCAGUAUACUGUUAGAGGAAUUAUACAUAUUAUUGAUAUCUUGGGCACAUUGUUAUCGUUUACGAAUGUCUAGUGUCACAAGUUGGGACGUAUGUUGUUGACGAACGUAAAUAACCCGCGGACAUUUGAAUCUCAUAUAUUCGAGGGUGGCGUAGUUCUUCCUUGAGGAGGUGAUUUCUAAGCCUUGUGUCCUGGUAAGGCGGUCAUGAGCUGGGGGUCGUAAAGGACGUAAAAUUCUGUCUAGCAGGGUGUUUAAACCACGCCACUGAGGGAACCAUGGUACUGAACCAAAAGAUGUUCGUUCGA